Messenger RNA from Bursaphelenchus xylophilus (pine wood nematode), 1513 nucleotides. The record is from the annotation of a GenBank genome assembly. NCBI's taxonomy places the organism in Eukaryota, Metazoa, Nematoda, Chromadorea, Rhabditida, Aphelenchoididae.
AUGCUUCGGUAAGCGUUCGUGUGCCUCUCCGUAUUUUACCCCACCCAUCUUUCGUCAAUUUUAUUUUUCCAGGUACCCACAUUUCCUCUCCUCCUCAGUCAAUAUUCUCGCCAAAGUUCGUCGGUUCAGUUCAGCUCCGAACGCCUUUUCCUACAAUCGGAAGGUCUUGAUCCCGAAUUUCCCUCUGAAAAAGGCUCCAGGAAAGACGAUCAGCAUCGAAGUGGCGGAGUACAGCGAUGUCAAAAUGAUCGAGAACUUUUGUGUGGAGGCCUUUCUGCAGCAUGAACCGAUUUUGAAGUAUCUGGGUGAGUUUGUUGACGAUUUUGUACAAAAAUUUGGUCGCAGCCUGCGAACAAUUGCGGUUCCAAGGAAUAUAAGGCUCAGGCUUAGCCCUAGGCGAGUUAAACUUAGUUCAGGCUUAGCCUAGGCUUAGAUUGGCGCUGAAUUUUGACAUUCUAAGAGUGGGUUGUGAAUAUUUUUUUCACUAUUUACAUUUGUAAAAAAUCAAACACUCGAUUUUCCCGCCAUUUUUUAAAAUUUUUUAGCGUUUUGUUUUAGAUGCGAUUUGAGUCAUAGCCCAUUUAGAAAUUACUUUUUGAUAACCCUGACUUUAUCUUCUUACCAAAGAAAUAUUUCUCCAGAGAUCGACAGAGACACUUUUGUCAACGAAAUCCUCGACGGAAUGUCCAGACAAUGUCUCCGGUUCCCAUACUCAAUCGUGGCCAUGGAUGGUGACAAAAUGGCCGGAUACUAUCUCGGCUUUGUCGAGAUAAUUGACGAGAAUUCCGUCCCUUCGCCCAUGGGGGUUAAGGAUUUUGGCCUUUGUACGUUUUUUUUUAUUUUUAAAUUUUUUUGAUUUUAUUUGCAGUACACGACCACUACGUCAACAAGUACCAGAUCAAGAAGAGGAAUGCUGCAGUUUGCUCUACCGUCGUCAAUUACUGUUUGGGAAUGAUCGGGCAUUUCGUCCCGAGAGAUAAUGGAAGAGUACUGAUGGGCCAUGGUGAACAUGCGGCUGUUGCAAAGGAAUAUAGUGGGUAAGCAGGCAUUUAAAAUUCAUUUUUAAUACUUUUACGGCUCUAAUUUUGAGAUGCUGCUGCAACUUGACAUCCUUUUGCCAAACUUUUGACAUUUUUCUUUCUUUUCCUGAUAUUCCGACCUCGAAACUCCUAAAACAAAGAUAUUUUGCAAAAUCAGCCUUUGCUUUUUAAAAUACGACCAAAUCUCUUUUGAUUUCAGUAACAAUAUCCUCCAGACUAUGCUGAUUUCGGCCGCCAGAGAGAUGAGGGCCGAUGGAUUUGUCAAAAUGCUCUGUGGAAUCACGACUGGCAACGUUUCCACUGCCAAUAUGCUGGAGCUGGGCUACUCGCUUGUUUGGGAAAUACCUUAUCGCGACUUCAAAAUCCACGGCGAACCCGUGUUUGGCGAUGGAGUUCUGCAUGACGGAGGAAGCAAGAUCAGCUUGUUCUUAGCUGAUGUGGAUGCUGUUGCUGAUAGAGAGUUGCCUAAAUAA